UGCGCGUGCGCGGCAAAACUGCGUCAGUCGAGUUCUCCCCGACUUCAUUGUCACUCGCUUACUAGUACGUCGAAGCCUUAAAAGUGGUAUAAGAAAAAUAUACAUCGAAUGAAAAAGUUAAUCGUUCGUACGCUGGGAUUUUUCUGAGAAGAUAAGAACGUUACUACUAGGAGGAAAUAAAUUUUGAAAUGAUACCAACAUGGCGACAGAUACUAACAAAAUUGUUCCUAAUUCCCCAGCGGUACGUCUUGGGCAUCAUGGGUCUGCUCGCCGUCUGCAACGCGUACACCAUGCGAGUGUGCCUCAACCUGGCUGUCACACAGAUGGUCAAAGAUAGCAGCAACAGCAGUGGGCAUUACGACCCCAAUGCUUGCCCGGACGAUAGCCAGAUUAUAUCCAAUGGGACUGUCAGUAGCAAACCUCACGCAAUAUUCGACUGGUCGGAGUCCACUCAAGGGCUGAUACUCAGCGGGUUCUACUACGGAUACGCAGUUACGCACGUCCCUGGGGGAUACUUAGCAGAGAGAUAUGGAGGAAAAUGGACACUUGGAAUAGGCCUCUUAAGCACAGCUGUGUUCACACUCUUGACGCCUGUGGUGGUCAAGGCAGGAGGUGCGACAUGGUUGUUCAUCCUUCGAGUUUUGCAGGGCAUGGGAGAGGGUCCUACAAUGCCCGCUCUCAUGAUAGUGUUAGCGCGGUGGGUACCGCCGCACGAGCGUGGGCGCCAAGGUGCCAUAGUUUUCGGUGGCGCCCAGAUUGGCAACAUCUUUGGGUCCUUCAUGUCUGGGUUCCUUAUGGCCGGAGAUGGGGACUGGGCUAAUGUCUUCUACUUCUUUGGAAUGUUUGGCAUCAUUUGGUUCGUUUUUUGGAGCUUGCUAUGCUACAGCACGCCAAACACGCAUCCGUACAUAUCCGCAGAAGAGCUCAAGUACCUGAACGAACAUGUGACCAGCUCAGAGAAGUCCAGCAUUCGAGACCCCGUGCCUUGGAAGGCUAUCGUGAGAUCUGUUCCAGUCUGGGCGCUGCUGUUUGCUGCGGUUGGUCACGAUUGGGGCUACUACACAAUGGUGACAGACCUGCCAAAGUACAUGACUGACGUCCUGAAGUUCAACAUAGCAGCCACGGGCACCCUCACCGCGAUCCCUUAUCUCGCCAUGUGGAUUAGCUCCUUUAUCUUCGGACUGGUCUGCGACUAUUGCGUCAAGAAGAACUGGCACACGAUCAAGACGGGACGGAUUAUUCAUACUACUAUUGCCGCCACGGGUCCGGCCAUUUGUAUCAUAUUGGCGUCGUACGCCGGCUGCGACCGGCUCGCAGCUGUGGCUUACUUUAUCGCCUCCAUGGCGCUAAUGGGAGGAUUCUACAGCGGAAUGAAGGUGAACGCCCUGGACCUCGCGCCAAACUACGCGGGUUCCCUAACGGCUAUGAUUAACGGCACCUCCACCAUCUCCGGUAUCAUCACGCCCUACCUGAUAGGGCUAUUGACGCCGGAUUCAACGUUAGCCGAGUGGCGAGUGGCAUUCUGGGUCUGCUUCGCCGUGCUGGUGGGCACCAACGUGGUGUACUGUAUCUGGGCGGACGGCAAGCAGCAGUGGUGGGACGACGUACGGCAAUAUGGCUACCCUGAUGACUGGAAGCACGGACCUUUGUCCAAAUCUGACACGGAUAAUGAGAAGAGCAAAAAAGCUGAAGCUACGGCGUUCUGAAAUGUUAGAACUAUUAUGUAAAUGUAUCACUUGGUGUGAAUGCGCCUUUUAAAGAUAUCUUCGAAUCACAAAAUAUAAAGGAAAAUGAGUCACAAUUACAUAGUGGCAACUUUGUAGUGUCGUUUCUUAUACAAAUUGACUUAUAAGGUACACUACAAUGCCACUUUUUAAUUUUAACUCUUUUGUGACGGACUGUAGUGUAACUUUUGAUUUGAAGACGCCUAUGUUAAUGUAAUGGGUUGCAACAUUUCUGAAAUGUUCUUCAUUCAAUACGUAAAAAAAAAUUUGCACUAAAUGUCUAAUUACUUGAGAUGACUUACGAUUUUUGACUUCUAAGAUUUUUGUACUAAUGAUGAUUUUUAUAGGUUAUUUAUUAAAAACAGAAUAUAAAACAAGAAUUGAGUGAGUAGCAUAAAUAGUAUUAGUCAAUUCCAAGAGCUCUUUAAUUAAUUUGCGUAGAUAUAAAAUUAAUUAAAGUUUUCGAUAUAAAUGAAAAUUGUCCUCAGCAAAUAUUUAGAGGCUAUUGCGCAAUUUCUUUCGUAAAUACCUAUUAAGUUAGUAUAUAUCACUUCGGUAAUUUGAUGCCAUAUAUUAUAAAUCUAUCAAUUGAUAGGCAAUCAAGAUGAAAUGCACUCAGCAAAAGUGUAACACAUAAUAAACAAAAUGAAUAUUAGAUGUAUAUUACCACCUUUAUCGUGAUCGAAUUAUAAAAGAAGUUUACAUAAGCCAUUUUAGCAAGAAGUUGAAACCCAAAAAAAAAUCAGACACUUUAAAAAUAAAACGAUAGUAGACGUUUUAUUUUUAAAGUGUCUGUGAAUGUAGAUAAAAUCAAAUUCAUAAGCAAUUAGUGUAUAAACAAAAUAUGUAUUUAAUAAAAUAAUAACGUUCCCUCAAGUUUAAUAGUCCAUUAAGUGCCAUGCAUUUCUUUAAUACCGUACGGAAAUUAUUUAAAUACGAUAGUUAGGUAGACGAGUACAAAUAGUGUAUCUACCUAAUUUAUACGAUAGGUAAUUAUUUAAUAUAUAUAUGAAAUAUACGCACUUUUGUAAAUAUUUAUCUUCAGUGAUUAAAAUUAAUUUUCAAAAAAUAUGUAACAAUUGCUGAUUAUUUUAGUUCAAUGUUUGUACCGUAUUACCGUAAUAUUAUGCCAUUAUUGAUUUUAAGUGAAAUAAAUGUAUUAUUAAGUAUUA
Messenger RNA from Leguminivora glycinivorella, 2896 nucleotides. RefSeq names its product putative inorganic phosphate cotransporter. Gene Ontology annotation, biological process: transmembrane transport; monoatomic anion transport. The record is from RefSeq and is a predicted model, not a curated record. Gene Ontology annotation, molecular function: transmembrane transporter activity. Bases 189 to 1706 code for a protein of 505 amino acids. Lineage: Eukaryota; Metazoa; Arthropoda; Insecta; Lepidoptera; Tortricidae. The transcript has 10 exons.